This is a messenger RNA of Pararge aegeria (speckled wood butterfly), 5919 nucleotides long. RefSeq names its product rootletin (gene Root). The transcript is spliced from 35 exons. Bases 55 to 5595 code for a protein of 1846 amino acids. NCBI's taxonomy places the organism in Eukaryota, Metazoa, Arthropoda, Insecta, Lepidoptera, Nymphalidae. The record is from RefSeq and is a predicted model, not a curated record.
ACCUGCUCAAAGGUUCUCCAAUACAAGCAGCGAUGCGCAGAGCUAGAGAACCAAAUGCUGGAGACAACACCUCGCAGCGAACCAAGUUAUCGUCAGCCGGUCAGCAAGAUAGCUCUCCCGGCUCCAUCUGCACUCUCAGCGGGUACUUCAUCCACUUCGGACCGUCGGGACGAGCGGAUUGCGGACUUGGAAACUGCCUUACGAAGACUUGAUGAAGAGAAACGCAAAUGCGAGAAACUGGUAUCACAAAACAACCUAUUGCGUGACCAACUCGAGGAGUCCCAUCAGUUGAAUGAAGCUCUUACCAAUGACCUGCAGAAGCUCACAAAUGACUGGGAAGGUUUGAGGGAUGAGAUGGCAAUUAAAGAGGAUGAGUGGAAGGAUGAAGAACAGGCAUUCAACGACUACUACUCAAGUGAGCACAAUCGUCUUCUACAUCUCUGGCGAGAGGUGGUCUCGGUCAAGCGUUUCUUCUCAGAGCUUCAGACCAGUACUGAAAGAGAUCUGUACAAAGUGAAGAAUGAGAUUGAAUCCGCUUCUCGUGACCUUGUGGGGACGUUGAGUGGUUAUGCCAUUACUGCUUACGCUACUCAAGGCUCUAAGUUCCAGCCUGAAUCACAACACCAACAGGGUACUACACAGCCUACCUCAGGUUCCACAGCAGAAGGUCUUCGCUUGGAAAUGCAUACUAUCACAUCGCAACGCGAUACCGCUCUAGCAGAACUUCGUGAACGUGACAAUCGUAUACAACGGCUAUUGGGCGAACUGCAGGGCUUGGAGGAGCGUUGUGAAUGCGCCGAGACAUUGUGCUCUGAAGCAGGAAUUAUGCGUUCGGCCCUGGAGGAGGUUGCUCGGGCUCUCAUACAGGACUCUGAAGCCGAUGCCGCUCCGCAACAUCUGCAUCUGUCAGAACGAUCACCAAAACGCGGCGCACCGUCAUCGGGUAAUGCGACAGCGUUCGCCGAGAGCACCAUCUCAGCCGUACAAGCCGCGUUGCACAAAUAUCAGAUACAGAUACACGAGUUGCAGGUGAAAUUGCAAAAUACUAGAGAGCAACUUCUGACCAGUAGGAAGCACUGUGAGGCGGCGGACAGCACUAUAGGAUCUCUGGAGAGCAAAGUUCAAGACUUGCAAGGUAAAUUAGAUCAAGCAAAAACGGAUCUAAACCAACUUAUGCAAGAAAAGGAAUCGAUGCAGAAGACCGUUGAAGCUUUGCGGAUCGAUAAGAACAAUCUGGAACGGAAUCGAGUCGAAAUCAAUGCCAUGGUGGAGUCGUUAACAUCAGAUUACGAGAAACUUCAGAAAAUUAACAGUCGUUUAGAAAAAGGCAUAGAAUCUUUGGAGGGUGAGAAGCGUGCUUUGAACUCCGAAGUGGACCGUUUACAUCGUGAGGCGUCUAACAGAGAAUCUGUUUUGAGAGCCGAAGAGGAGCGCUCAUCACGAAUGCGCUCAGAACUCGUGACUGUAAGAGAGGAUCUUAACAAGAUAGCCUUGGCCAGAGAUCUUUUGGACCAGCAGAAGUUGGAAGCCGACGCAAUAUUGUCCCAGAUGGAGAAAAACAGAAGUGAACUGGAAAUAGAGCUAGAAAGAACAUUAAUAGAGCGUGGAGAUUUCCAAGACCUUGUAGAGAAAUUGCAGAAUGUUGUGAGAAACUUGGAAUCCGAUAAGAAGAAACUACAAGAUGAUGUCAAGAAUCUGGAAGACGAAAGAUCAUCUCUAUCAAAUCAGUCGUCAGACCUACAGGGUGAUCUGAACUCACUCCGCAAAGAGUUACUAGCGGCUGAGCAAAAUAGGAUGGAGUUGGAGGCGGAUAAGGCGUCCUUGUAUGAGAAGAUUAAAUUCCUGGAGGGUGAGAGGGAGAAAGUUGAGAUGGAGUUGCGACAAGUGAUGAGAGAGCGUGGCGAACUUAGUUCCCAAUUGACAGCCAUGGCCCGUAAAAAAGAUACGUUGAAUGAAGAGAUCAUACGUCUGCAACAAAGAUUGGAGCAGGCAAAUGAAACUAUCGGUCGACUGAAUAGAUCUCUGGAUGACCACGUUAAGGACUCCGAGGAAAAACAGCUAAUGAUAGACAAUCUGGAGAAGGACAAACAACAUUUACAAGAGCAGUUAGCGGGGGUUCGCUCAGAGAAGGACGCUUUAGAAGCGGUGCUGUUCGAUACAGCGAAUAUGUUAGAGGACGCGGAUAAUAAGAGGAGCAAGCUGGAACAUGAUUUGCAAGAAACUCUGGUUCAGCAAGAGAACUUUAAAGGACAAAUUGCCCGUCUUACAAAAGAUCUCGAAAAUAGCGAAAAGAAGCUUCGAGAAACAAGAAACAGUAUGUCGCAGCAAUCAGGCAAGAAGGAGGCUGAGUACCAGCAGGUCAUCACCAAUCUCAAUCGGACUACUACGGAGAAUAUAACCAAGCUCAAAGAGGAAAAGGAACUUUUGCGACAAUCGUUAGAACAAAAGCUGAGUCAAACAAUAGCAUCACUGACAAGCGAGAGGGAAUCAUUCGAGGCCGCAGCAAGAGAGAAAGAGAAAAAGCUAUUAGCAGCCAGGGAUCAGUUAAUGUUGCAACACGACGAGGCCAUGUUAAGAGCUGAGAACGAUAAACAACAGGCUUUACUCAUGGCUCAUCAAGAACACCAGGCACUAAUUGAAAGACUUGAAGAAGCCAAACGCAUCCUCUGCUGUGAACAGAAUAAACUGGAACGCGUGCGCAGAGACGGGCAAGCAAGGUCGGAUCAGGACAGAAAUCAUAUUAACCAGUUGAAGGAUGAUUUGGCCGCUUUGAAGACCAGGUUGGAGGAAGCAAAGGCAGCAGCAGAAGACGAAUGUGCUCGUUUCGAGAAUCGCAUCAAAGAGCUUCACCUGGAGAAGGAGGCAGUGAACCGCGAGUGUCAGGAGACACGCGCGCAGUUGUCACUCGCCGAGGACAAAUACGAUGCGGCGUAUGCGCAGUUGCAGGACACUUUGCGCAAAUUGAAAGAUUUGGAAAACGAAUCAGAGAGCCUCCGCAAAGAACUGACCGACACUCGUCGUCAACUCAGCAACUGCACUGCCGAACGAGACAAGUAUAACAGCGCAUGUCGAGAAUUGCGCGAACAUGUCAAACGCGCGGAGCACGAGAGAAGGGACGCUGCCAGGGCGAGAGACGAAGCAUAUCAUAAGAUCGCGGGGUUAGAAGAAAACCGCACGACCCUGGAGCUCGAGCUAUCUCGCGUGCAAACUAUGCUGAAGGAAGCAGAAAGUGGGGGUGAACACACUGAGCGAUCUUUACGUGCAACGGAAGCGCAGUUGAAGAGAGAACGCGCGGCCUUGGAACAGGCGCAACACGAUAUCAAGGAAUUGCAAUCUCGGUUGCAAAAUGAAAGUGAAGAGCGCGAGCGUUGCGCGGGCGACGCAGCAACAGCUAAACGUCACAGCGCCGAGUUAGAGGCGAUGUUAGCCGCGGCUAGAUCCGAUUUAGCUGCGGCUAGACAACGCGGGGCUGAGCUCGAAGAGGCUUGCCGGGCUAGAGAUCAGGAGCUUGUGCUACGUUUGGAAGAUUGCAGGUCUAAGGAACGUCGCUUGGAAGAGUUAAAACAUAAUUUAGAAGUGUGUCUCGCUGAUGCUACACAGCAGAUACAGGAGCUAAAGACUCGUCUUGGCGCUAGUGAGAGCCGUUGUCGCGCGGUUGAAACGGCACUAGCUCAAACCGAAGCUGGCAGACGAGAAGCCGAAGCAAGACUGUCUUCAGUAGCACAUUCGCUUCGCAGAGUGUGUGGGAUACAGCCCGAUGGAAGCGUACACCAGGCCGCUAGACGACGUAUCGCCAGUCCUUCUAGAAGAUACAGUCCUCAUAGAGGCCGCGACCAUUCUGAAGAUCGCAACGAGAUCAUAGACGUGGAUCCCGAACUAAUCAAGAAGGGUGUUAGGAAUUUAAUGCAUGAAGUUUGCCAGAUCGAAAGAGAAAAGGAUGAUUACAAGUCUCAAGUGAGCGUAUUCAAGAAGCAACUGAAAGAGGCAACGGAGCAACAGGGUAAGGGCGAAGGGCGUAUGCAGUCACUCAACACGAACCUUCGUAGCCUGCAAGAAGAAAAGGCUAGGCUUCAAUCAACUUUGGGCCAAAAGGAUGCGCAGUUGGCCGCUUUGAACGAGUCUGUGCAGUCGAAGACCAUAGAGAUCAGUAACCUAAGAGACAAAAUCACCAGUCUGGAAGCCACUUUGAGUUCUAUUACAGAGGAGAAAGUACAAAACGAGAAUAAAUCUGAUAACCUGCGAGUGCAAUUGGCUGAACGCGUACAAGAAGUCGGCCAGUUGCGUGAAGCUUUGGCAGCAGCUGAAGGUCGUGCGGCAAGACUCGACGUGCGUCGUGCUCAACUAGAAGGCGACGUACAACGCGGAGCGGUCGCCGCUAGAGAUCGCGAUCAAGCUCUUAAGAAACUCCAAGAGCGUUGUGAAGGCCACACGCGAACAAUCGCGUCCCUAGAAGACAGGUGCACGUCCCUCAAGGGCACGGUCGAGCAGCUGUCGACGUCGCUGCAGAAAGCGGCGACCGCUGAGAGCGAGCUGCGAGCGGAGCUGAGCAAAACCCAACGGGUGCUGAACGAAGCGAAGAACAACGAGGCCAACGCGAUGGAUAAAUUGAGACAGAUGCAGAAGAAUAUUGCAAACUGUGAAAAUGAACGACGCGUCCUUUCCGAAAAGCUGGAAAGCGCUAAGGCAGCGCUGGGUGAGAUGAAACGUCUCAACUGCUCGCUAGAAGAUCAAGUGCACCGCCUCACCAAUCAGUUGGCAAACGUUGAAGCGCAGAGAGCGGAUUUCGAAUCCCAACUGCGCAUGACAACAUGGGAUGGCAAAGAGAGCAACGACAGUGAACUAGAGCGCGAACUUCACGAAUUACAACGUGAUAGAUCUGAGCUCAAGGCCAAGAACGACGCGUUACAGGACACCGUCCGGAAGUUGGAAGCGGAACGGCGUAUGAUACGUCCUUCCGUCACUUCUGCGCUUCGCAGCAAAAGUCACGAUCGGAACGAGAAGAGCGUUUACUAUUCUUCCGAUUUGGAUUCGGGAGCAGAUUCGACAAAAGAUUCACGCGUUUACAAGGAAAUUCCGUGUAAAGACAAACCCUACAGCGCUGAAUUCAGUCUACUGGAGCUUGAAAACAGGGAGCUCAAAAUGAAGAUACGUCGCUUAGAGAAGGAACUUGCUGAUAAGGAGGCAGAACUUUCACUAUCUCGGAACCGCUACUUCAGCGAUACGUCACACAACGGAGGCGCUAACAAUAGACAAGACAUAGAGCAGUACAGACAGGCAGCGUUGCAGGCGGAGCGGUUACUAGAAGCACGUGAAGCCAGCCAUAGACAACAGAUCAUCCGUCUUGAUAAUCAAUUGUCGCAGCUCCGUUCGCAACUGUCCGCUGAGAUCCGUCGCCGGCAAACGUACAUAGCACGAAGCGGGCGCGCCGCACGCGACGUACAAGGUCUACGAUCCGCACUACGGGAUUCGCUACGUACAGUGUCGCAGGAUCCAGCUUUGGACUCGUAUACCUUGGAACACGAAGCGAGGAAACUGGACAGCACCCUCACACAAAGUCUGCCACCUCUCAACGACAGCUACGACUCUUCUAAAUAAGAAAAGGUUUAUCCAAGUGUGUAAAAAAAGGUUAAAUCUUAAUUUCAUCAAACGAUUCAUAUCCCAAUCGCGUACAUUUUAAUAUUUUUUUUUGAUAUAUUACUGAAAAUUUUUAAUGUAGCAGUCUCCUUGUUACCAAACUAGACGGCGCUGCAAGAAUCAAAGUGAUCCAAUAUAUGGACAAUGGAAGUCCUACAUCGCGCUAUCGAAGUGUUACGUUUAGUUUUACUUGUACUGGAGUUGCGUUUCAUACCGUACCAAUAGAAAUAUUGUCUUCCGAGCUUGUGUUGUGCUUGGGUACCAAGGUACAAUCAUUCAAAUUAA